UGAGAAGGUGCGUCCAAACUUUUGGUCUGUACUGUAUGUAAGUCUAGUUAAAUUUCUUUAAGCAGUUUGAGAUGUUGUAUUGGAAUAAGUUGGUGAGAGUCGGUGUAAAAUGGAAACCAUAAGGUUUUUAAAAUGUCAGCUUCAUGCGUAGGUAUUGAUAUAUUUAAUAUUUCAGAUCUUAAAAUUGGAUAUAUUUUGAAAUUCCUGCAUUAACCCUAAUAUAUUUGGCAAUGUAAACUUAGGUUGUUGAAUUUCCAGAGUGAAGAGUCUCUCCUCCUUUAGUGAAUGGUGUGUGUAGGUGUUGGUGUGUCUGUGUGAUUAUUGUGGAGAUGUUAUGAAGAAUCACCGAGGAGAGCGCCAAAACACGGAGCCAAGUCUGAGUACGGUACACAGUAAAGGAAAUAGGAGGGGGAGGGGAGGAUCUGAGGGCAGAGCUGGGAAAUGAAACUAAUCUUAAUGAAGAAAUAUUCUAAGCGACUUCCACAUCACACAGUGAGAUAUCACCGAGACCAGAGGACACAGAGUCAGGUGUUCUAUGACAUGACUGGGAUUCAGACGUAGAAGAACCAAGACCGAGCAAAGAGAUGGCGGAGAGAUUGAGAAAAACCUUCCAAGGAUUGUCUGUGAGAAGAACUAUCAGGCCCGAGGAUAUCGGGAGUUUCCCCCGCCAGCUGUCUGCAUACGAUGAUCCAUCACUGAGGAUUAUAUAUGAGCAUUAUAGAGAUGAUCUGAUCUCCAUCCUGGAGAACCUGAACCCUCAUACUGUUCUGGUAGAACUAACAUCUCGGAAUGUCUUAAACACAGAGGAAUACCUAUCAAUGGAAAAAGACCCGUCUUCCUUCUCUCACACCUUGUUACAAGAUAUUCAGGAUCGGGGAAGAGAAGCUGUGAUUGGACUCUGGGAAUGUCUCUGUGCGCUACAGAAAGAUCAUCAUCAUCCUAAUUUAUUGGCCGUUCUGGAUGAGAUCACACAGACAGGUGAGGGUCUGCCUGAUCAGAUUCUACUGGAUGAACUCGGACAUUCCCUGACUCCGGAGCUGAGAGAAAUUCAGGAAAAGCACAAACAACAUCUGAUGGAGAAGACUGAGACUCUAGAGGAGCAUAGACCCCCAGGAACUACCCUGGAGCCACAAACAUUCCCCUUCAAUGAGCGUUAUGUGAACCUGAUUGUAGUCUCCACUGAUCAGUUCAGGGAACGUCCCCAGAAUGAGCUAAUACAGACCGGGGUAAAACAUGAGGAAUGCUUGAAGGAAACACAGACAGGACUGGAACACAUUUCCCCCAACAAGCUGUUCAGAUGGAACCCCCAGUCACAUUGUGUACCACGUGCAGUAAUGGUGAGCGGAGUGCCAGGAAUAGGGAAGACCACACUGAUGCAGAAGUUUGUCUAUGACUGGGUGACCGGAAAACACUACCAGAGAUUUGCCUUUCUCUUCUUCUUCAGAUUCCGGGACCUUAAUAGACUGGGAGAGGUCAGCUUGGAGGAGAUGAUUCUUCAUCAAUAUCCACAUCUGGGGAGUCAGAUUGGAGAUAUUUUACAAGAUCCAGAGAGACUUCUGUUUAUAUUUGAUGGAUUAGAUGAAAGUAUUCACCAAAUGGAUUUCAGAUCAAGUAAACUGUCCAAUCCAAAGCAGAGAUCACAUUUUGGUAAGAUUGUGGUCAGUUUGGUGAGGCAGAGUCUUCUUAAGGGUUGUUCUGUACUGAUAACCAGUCGCCCAACCAGACUGGCAUCAGUUGAUACCGGUGUUUUCCAGAGAAUAGCUGAGAUCAUGGGAUUUCUCCAUGAAGACAGACGGAUCUUCUUUAAUAAUUUCUUUGGAAAUGAGGAAUUAUCAGGGAAGGCUUUUCAUUAUGUGCAGGAGAAUGACACUCUGUACACUUUCUGUUAUAUCCCAUCAUACUGCUGGAUCAUCUGUACAGUGUUAUCAAUGUGCUUCAGAGCCCAACCAAUCACUGAUCAGCUGAUGACAUCAUUACCCAAAACAGUGACACAACUCUUUGUGACUUUUGUCUCCAACAUUCUGGCCAAUCACAGCCAGAAUAAAGAUGGUGGUCCCACUGACCGGGAACUGCUGACCUCUAUUGGGUGGAUGGCAGAACAUGGAGUCAUGAAUCACAUGAUUGUAUUUGAUAAGCGUGAUCUGGAGUCAUUCAAUGUGAGAAAUGAUAAUCAUCUCUUUUCAUCUUUCAUGAUGGAAUCUGGUCAGCCUCCUGAUGUGGAUUACACCUUCUUACAUCUCACUCUUCAGGAGUUUUUUGCUGCUUUAGUCCAUUUUAUUAACUAUAAUGCUGACAGAUUACAGAAAACACUUGGUGAUGCUGAAUCUUAUGAAGACGGCCGUGUUGAAAUAUUCCUCCGUUUCCUCUGUGGUCUCUCAGACACUUCUACUAGAUCCUUGUUAAAGUCUCAUGGGGGAGAAUUGUCUACUCAGGCUGCCAGACAUGUCAUCACCUGGAUCCAGAAGAAAAUACCAAAACAAACACCUCACAAAUCCAUAAGAGGCCGCAGAGAGCUUCUUAAUGUAUUCUACUAUCUCUAUGAGAGCAGGAAUAAGGCUCUGGUGUCACAAUGUAUUGGAUCAAACAAUGUUGACUUUUCUGAGGUCCCCCUCAGCCCUCUGGACUGCUCUGUGCUGUCUUUUAUCCUUCAAUCCUGCAGAGACACAGAAGAAGUAAAUCUAAGUUCAUGUAAGAUUCAGAGUGAAGGAUUGAGGAAACUUAUACCGGCUCUACACAAAAUCAAGAGCUUAGGAUUGUAUGAUAAUCACCUGACAGACAGUUCCUGCCCCCACCUGGCAUCUGUAAUAAGAAAUAACCAGACACUGAGGACACUGGACCUGACUGAGAACAAUCUGGAGGGUCCUGAUUUCAGGGAUCUGAUGGAAGCUCUGACAACAAGCCGGAUAGAGGAAUUACAAUUGAAGGAUAAUCACCUGACAGACAGUUCCUGCCCCCACCUGGCAUCUGGAAUAAGAAAUAACCAGACACUGAGGACACUGGACCUGACUGUGAACAAUCUGGAGGGUCCUCAUUUCAGGGAUCUGAUGGAAGCUCUGACAACAAGCCGGAUAGAGGAAUUACGAUUGUCCUCUAAUAACCUGACAGACCGUUCCUGCCCCCACCUGACAUCUGGAAUAAGAAAUAACCAGACACUGAGGACACUGGACCUGUCUGAUAACAAUCUGGAGGGUCCUCAUUUCAGGGAUCUGAUGGAAGCUCUGACAACAAGCCGGAUAGAGGAAUUACAAUUGGAUAAUAAUGACCUGACAGACAGUUCCUGCCCCCACCUGACAUCUGUAAUAAGAAAUAACCAGACACUGAGGACACUGAACCUGUCUGAGAACAAUCUGGAGGGUCCUGAUUUCAGGGAUCUGAUGGAAGCUCUGACAACAAGCCGGAUAGAGGAAUUACAAUUGUAUGAUAAUCACCUGACAGACAGGUCCUGCCCCCACCUGGCAUCUGGAAUAAGAAAUAACCAGACACUGAGGACACUGGACCUGUCUGGGAACAAUCUGGAGGGUCCUCAUUUCAGGGAUCUGAUGGAAGCUCUGACAACAAGCCGGAUAGAGGAAUUACAAUUGUAUGAUAAUCACCUGACAGACAGUUCCUGCCCCCACCUGGCAUCUGGAAUAAGAAAUAACCAGACACUGAGGACACUGGGCCUGUCUGAGAACAAUCUGGAGGGUCCUGAUUUCAGGGAUCUGAUGGAAGCUCUGACAACAAGCCGGAUAGAGGAAUUACAAUUGGAUAAUAAUCACCUGACAGACAGCUCCUGCCCCCACCUGGCAUCUGGAAUAAGAAAUAACCAGACACUGAGGACACUGGACCUGUCUGAUAACAAUCUGGAGGGUCCUCAUUUCAGGGAUCUAAUGGAAGCUCUGACAACAAGCCAGAUAGAGGAAUUACGAUUGUCCUCUAAUCACCUGACAGAGAGUUCCUGCCCCCACCUGGCAUCUGGAAUAAGAAAUAACCAGACACUGAGGACACUGGACCUGUCUAAUAACAAUCUGGAGGGUCCUGAUUUCAGGGAUCUGAUGGAAGCUCUGACAACAAGCCGGAUAGAGAAAUUACAAUUGUAUGAUAAUCACCUGACAGAUAGUUCCUGCCCCCACCUGGCAUCUGGAAUAAGAAAUAACCAGACACUGAGGACACUGGACCUGUCUGAUAACAAUCUGGAGGGUCCUCAUUUCAGGGAUCUGAUGGAAGCUCUGACAACAAGCCGGAUAGAGGAAUUACGAUUGUAUGAUAAUCACCUGACAGAUAGUUCCUGCCCCCACCUGACAUCUGGAAUAAGAAAUAACCAGACACUGAGGACACUGGACCUGACUGAUAACAAUCUGGGGGGUCCUCAUUUCAGGGAUCUGAUGGAAGCUCUGACAACAAGCCGGAUAGAGGAAUUACGAUUGUAUGAUAAUCACCUGACAGACAGUUCCUUCCCCCACCUGGCAUCUGGAAUAAGAAAUAACCAGACACUGAGGACACUGGACCUGUCUAUGAACAAUCUGGGGGGUCCUCAUUUCAGGGAUCUGAUGGAAGCUCUGACAACAAGCCGGAUAGAGGAAUUACAGAUCAGGGACAACAACUUGUCAGAGGAAACAAGAAGAGAACUAAGAAAUCUGGAAAAGAUCCGACCAGAAAUGAAGAUUUAUUGAUGACUCCGGAGGAAGAGACUCGGCUACAGCUGUGAA
Rana temporaria (common frog) is the source of this 4688-nucleotide messenger RNA. RefSeq names its product NACHT, LRR and PYD domains-containing protein 3-like. The record is from RefSeq and is a predicted model, not a curated record. NCBI's taxonomy places the organism in Eukaryota, Metazoa, Chordata, Amphibia, Anura, Ranidae. Gene Ontology annotation, molecular function: protein binding. The transcript is spliced from 18 exons. Gene Ontology annotation, cellular component: cytoplasm. The coding region runs from base 585 to 4652 and encodes 1355 amino acids.